Serendipita indica DSM 11827 is the source of this 3825-nucleotide messenger RNA. The record is from the annotation of a GenBank genome assembly. NCBI's taxonomy places the organism in Eukaryota, Fungi, Basidiomycota, Agaricomycetes, Sebacinales, Serendipitaceae.
AUGUCGACGCCCGUCAAGGAUCUCGUGAACGUCUACGAGUCCAAGACGACAUCACCAGAGCCAUCGCCGUCACCCGCCCGGUUCCUCAAGCAUCCUGCUGCCCGCACCUCGACAACGCCAUCAAAGUUCACAAAGGCCAGCUCUUCUCGCUCUCAGGAUGUUGGAAAUCCGUUUCUAGGAGAUGGAGAGCAUGGCGGACUCGAGUUGGCAGAGUACAGACGGUCCAAUACGGGCAGCAACACUCGGCGUCAAUCGACUCUGCCAGCACGCUCUUCAUUGGGAAUGAUCUCAUCAAAUGAUUUGCGUGUUGGGAGUCCAUCUAGCAUGUCGCCAGUAGUCACGUCGCCAACGCGAGCGGCACACUUGCGGGAACCUCCGGCACUGCAUCAUCCUUCAAGCAAUCCAUUCGCUGAUACUUUGGAUUCAGUAACCUAUGGUGUCUCGAAGUUUACCAAACCUGAGCCCAAAUCAUCGGCACGACGCACUGACGACACACGUUUCCCUUCACCCUCGGCAUAUUCGCCGAUCCCAGAUCACGACUUUAAUGAUUACGACUCUUUCUCUGCUACAGCUAUUUCAUCUCGUUCAGUCAUGAAGCAUCACAGUUUGGCAUCCAUUCCUCUAAUUGACCGUUCCCUACCACCCACAACACCAAAGACCACAUCUCCCGAUCCAUCUCUGGACCAACAUGGGCACAAACCGAUCCCUGCCAAAAAGGUCUUUUCUCGUAGUGCCGUCCCGUUGUACUUGCCGCAUCUCGACAAGCUGCUAGGCGAUAUCCAGCCACCGGCCUUCACGACAGCAUUGGAGGCAGGGGAUAUUCCACUCAAUUCUAAAGGAGACAAGGCAAGCGAACAGAUUGGAAUGUUCCCUCCGCUCGACAGGCUAAAGGGCAAGACUUUGGAUGAGCUACAUCACAAUUCACCUCUUCCUGCAUGGUAUCGUGACAAGAGUUCUCUUUUGAACUCGAUCGUCACGGGCAUCAUUGGAAUCGCGGGUUCUAGUGCUAUUGCAAGCUACUACAGCUUACAGGGUUUAUACGAUGGUGUCCAGAUUUUCGCGCUUGUUCUCAGCUCUGUUGUUCCACGGUCAUCAUUCUCUGCCACUGACCGGUGGCGAGAACUCUUUUUAUCGACAAUCCCUAACAUAUUGGCACUAAAUAUACCUACCAAGCUGACACAAUCUCUCAUCUUCCUUGCAAUCUUCAUGGUUAUCUGUGGAUUUUUGUUGUACCGAUUCUAUCAGGUUACGAACGAAUACCGCCCGUCCGCAUUUCGCGAAGGGCUGCAAGCGCGACAACCACCAGCGACAUGGGGAAUUAUCGCCGUCAGCUUCGUUCUCACGGUCUUGUAUCUACCACUAUCGACAAUAGCAAUGCACGGCAUUCUAUGGAGCUCCGACUUUUGGGUCGUACCCAAUCCGUAUCAAAAUGGAACAAAGGCAGCAGUCCAGUUGUUGGGUCCUCCAGAGGUAUGGCGGGACCCGAUGGACUUUUGCUACACCACUACCAUGCGCAAAGAUGAGGUCAACUACGCACCAGUCAUUGUCGCAAUGUCUGUGGCCACCUUUAUCCUGAUGACACUCUGGUUCCCUAUACGGCUAAUGCAAACCAUUCGUCAGGCACUCCCUCGAGUGGAUCCAUACACUGAGCUGGGCAGGAAGCGAUCACGACCAGAGAUGGAGUUGGAGUAUCAACGUCUCUUGGAGCGUGACCAGAAUCCCUUUGCGUUUCUCUACAGAGACUUUCGUCGCUCGUGGGGAGAAUACAAAUCUGUCUACUUAUGGGCCAAAUUAUCAGCGCUGCUCAUCGUCGCCGUCCUCUCACCAGACAACUGCGCCUUUCGCUCCUUCAAACGCGACACUAUUGAUAUUGUGCGGCAAUCGGUACUGACGCUAUCAAUGUUGAUCUGGUUUCUCCUUCAAUGUUUCCUCGUACCCUUUUUGGAUCCAGUAAGCAACGCAAGCGAAUGGACUUCCCGAUUGAACUACCUCCUUACGUCUGGAUUGGGCCUCUUCGUGGCAUUGGAUGCGCCCGCCAAGGCCGCACUGAAUGGUGUGGUGCUAUACAUAAUUUAUGCGGUCACCUAUGGACUCGACUUUUAUUUCGCCAUUAUUGGGACAGGUUUCAUGCGUCGGAUAAUGAAGAAAAUCACUCGACGAGUGGAUUUCAGUAUCGAUAUAUUUUCUCCAAAACUCGAUUUGACCAUCAACUCGCCUCAUUUGCGCCGUCGCAUAUGGCAAGAGAGUAUCGGAACAAUCAUCCUCACUGAUGAGGGCUGUCGGAUCCCGCUACACCAUCAAAUGCAAUUCUCAGAAGCGAUCAACUUUGAGUGGCCGCCAUACUUACUAAACUUUGCGGGUUCUCCUGGUGAACGACACGUUGAGAAUCUCAAGAUCCUCCGCGAGGAAGGUCUCAAGAAAUACGCAAGAGCGGUGGCGAUGAUCUCCGGGCCAGACGCAAAGCUAUUCGAACUCCUCAGGGAUCGUAUCGAGCGACACUUCAUCGGUCCAGACUGCUAUUGGAGACCAGAUAAUGAUGACACUCAAAGUGAACAGCAUGGAUUCUUCGGCAAUGCUUGGUGGAUUCCUUUUCCACCGACGUUGGUUAUUCGGUAUGAUCAAGGAGGGCAAGCCGUUCUUGAGAGCCUACAUGAGCUUGAGCACUAUGUUUUUCAGAACGAGGAUCCGUCUGUUCGCUUCCGACGUGAUCUUCGCAUGGCCCUUCGGUGCCUCGACGCACAAAUCGUUAUCUGGCCAUAUAAACACAUUGAACCCGUAGGUUCGAGAACAUGGUUUUCAGGACGACGAUAUACAAUGCAGAAAACAACACACUUUCAUUCCUGCGUUUUCAGCAUCAGGCGUCGCGGAAUCCAGUAUUGGAAAGAUCUGCCAAUAGGAAGUGGAUUUGACGUCGAGUUGAGAUAUAAUAAGGACGUUCAUCUGGACGGCGACGCUAUCGGCUUGGCCGACGAGUUCCAUUUGACUCCGACUCUCGCCCACUUUCUUCAUCUCAAUCGACAUCUCAUUCAGCUACACCAAGAUGGCCUUGAACGAAAGCUCAAAGCAUACCGGAAGGAAUGCCGCAAAGUCGCGAAGGCAAAGCAGCGUGUACUCACAUACGGCUUUCUCACUCAAGUUUAUAAUUGGCCACUCCAGCCUAAACAGGUUGUGGAUGUUGUUGAAAAAGAGCAAGCGGAUCUGCGCGUUCGCGAGAUGUUUGCAGCAAACGUUCGAUCGUUGGAAGCUGCCGGUGAGCGGAUGAAGUACGCGGGGCGCUCAGAGAUUACCGUAUGGUGGUUCUUGUUUUGGGAUGACUUUUGGCGCCGUAAUCAUGACACGGUCGCUGCCCUCCAGAAAUUUCCUACCGAUUUCAAUCCACACUUUUCGGUCAUGGAGGCGACAAGUCUUCUAUCACGGCUUUCUCAACAAACUCUACUUUCGAUUGAAUCAAAUCGCGUUCCACAAUACAGACAGAGAAUUUUGAUCCACGUCGGGGAUGGAGAAGAAGAGAUGGAUCUUAACGAUUUGGAUCUUACCACGCAUGUUCGCUCAAGCUCUAUGGGAACUGGUGGAGGGACGGAUCUCGACGACGCCUCGAUUAGAAUCCGAAACGCUUUCAAGUGGGAGGACGUCUUUGACGAUACAGUCCACAAAGGACACAGACCAUUGUCUCAGUAUCUUCACUGGAAGAGCUGGAAGAAUAUGCUCGCCGUCUGGUUCGGCGUCACGCCACUGAGCCAUCGUAGGCUGCGGACUAACGGUAUUGCCUUGGAUGUCGAAGUGGAUUCAUCUGGACGAUACAUAGUCAUCGAAAGAAGACUAUGA